Messenger RNA from Coregonus sp. 'balchen', 20353 nucleotides. NCBI's taxonomy places the organism in Eukaryota, Metazoa, Chordata, Actinopteri, Salmoniformes, Salmonidae. The record is from the annotation of a GenBank genome assembly.
AUGGCCCACCGAUACCUCCGCUUGUCAAGAGGCGGCAGGAAUCUAUUACAAAUGUUGCAGCCUCAUAACAUCAGAACAACUAACGUUAGCUGUGCACGACUGGUGAGUUGCAAGCUAGCUAAACAAACAGUCCUAGUCGAUUCUUAUUGCAUGACAAUGCAUUAUGAGUAUGUUUUGGGCAUAGGCAGGACAACGUCUUUACAUAUCGUCUGUAUAAAAUGUAGAUACUGUCGUAAUCCAACGUUAUUUUGCACGUAAAACAACCUGUCAUUCUAGCUAGGGUAACAGGCCUGCGAAUGACAUUGCCCUGGUUGGAUAACACAGCGCGAGAUUACAUCACACAUUCAAUUGUUAUUUAACGUUAGCUAGUCAACUAUCGCGUCCCAAACCAACUUUGCAACAUGUCUAGCCAGUUAGGUGUGUAUGCACGUGUAGUGAUGAUUUGCGUUCGCCAAUGUUACAUGCUGACUACGCCGGACACGCACACAUGUUGAUUUUGUCCAUCCACACCAAAUGUGAUCAGGACACGCAGGUUGAAAUAUCACAAGGAACUCUGAACAAACUAUAUUAAUUUGGGGACAGUGCGAAACGCAUAUCAAACAUUCAUGGACAUUUAGCUGGUCACACAAAAUCGUGUGUUCUCUACUCCUAAAAUUAAUCCACAGAUAAAAGGGGGAAACCCUAGUUAGUUUCAAGUAAUCUCUCCUAGCUCAGUCUUCAUCUUUUUUGGAUUUUAUAUGGUGUUGGCAACCGACUGGAGUGUGGACAUCCUUCAUUUUUCAAUCACCUAUGCGGGUAUAUGCUCCUAAAAACCAACGAGGAGAUGGGAGAGGCAGGAUUUGCAGCACGUCAAGCGUCUAAAAUAGAACCAAGUUCUGCAUCCGGUGUGGUCAGGACGUUGGUCAACGUGACAGUUCAGUGAAUGUUUAAGAUUUCAGAUGACAUUUCAGAGCGAUCAUUAAACUAGCUUAAAUAGCUAAUGAUGCUUCAGUUUUUUAUGUUAUAGUGUUACAGAUUACAGUGGGCGCACCAACCAAAAAUGUAAUGGAGCAAUAUUUCUGAGGUGUAUUCUGUGACGUUUUCACAUGCACUUGGUUUCUGUCAGUAGGACUCAAGUAAAGACAAGUGUUUCCCAACCCUAUUCUAUUCGGACUAUUCCAACACGACUACUAUUUAAAUACACCAAUGGCUUGAAAACGAGAACUAGUUGAGCAGUUGAAGGUGUGCUGCUGUUUUAAAUCGGUCAAAACAUUUAAAAUGACAGUGGGCCCCACGGAUGGAGUUGUGAAACGGUGUAUUAUUUAGUGCAACAUGACUUUUUUCCAAACAUUCUGGUCCUGUAUGGCUCAGUUGGUAGGGCAUGGCGCUUGCAACACCAGUGUUGUGGGUUCGAUUCCCGGGACCAUCCAUACGUAAGAUGUAUGCAUACAUGACUAAGUAGCUUUGGAUAAAAGCGUCUGCUAAAUGGCAUAUGUUAUGUUGAUUGUCAUCUUUCAUUUUCAAGGUCUCCAGCCAAGCAGACAGCCAGAUAGUACAUGAAAGGAGGACACUGUUUGAACAUGUAUUAGGUGCCUAUCAAAGACUCUGCUCCAAACCACCAAAAGGUAUGUACCUCGGUGUUUACUUUAUUAGGCGGCAGGUAGCUUAGUGGUUAAGAGCAUUGUGCCAGUAACCGAAAGGUCGCUGGUUCUAAUCCCUGAGCCGACUAGGUGAAAAAUCUGUCGAUGUGCCCUUGAGCAAGGCACUUAACCCUAAUUGUUAUGUAAGUCGCUCUGGAUAAGAGCGUCUGCUAAAUGACCUAUUUAUUAUUAUUAUUAUUCAUCUAGCAGAUUCCCAUUCUCUUGGAUUAUAUAUAACACAAAGCCUAAUGUAUUUAUGGGUCAUUAAAAUGAAAGGAUAAGUAUUCCAUGCUCAUAUAUGAUUUUGUGCUCUCUAAAGUUUGGUGUUCUUGCUUCAGGAUUUGAAAAAUAUUUCCCCAAUGGUCCGAAGAAUUCUCAGAAGAAUGCUCCGAAGAGCAGUGAACCCAACCCAAACAGUGGAGAAGCCAAAGGUAAUUUAAACCGCUGACAAAAUACAUUUUCCUGUCCUAUGUUGUUAGCUGGCUAAGAUCUACUGAACACUGCCCUAAUACAGUGCAUUCGGGAAGUAUUCAGACCCCUUCCCUUUUGACCACAUUUUGUUACGUUACAGCCUUAGUCUAAAAUGGAUUAAAUAAAAAUCCUCAUCAAUCUACGCACAGUACCCCAUAAUGACAAAGCGAAAACAGGUUUUUAGAAAUUUUUGCACAUUUAUUAAAAAUUAAAAACAGACCCUUUGCUAUGAGACUCAAAAUUGAGCUUAGGUGCAUCAUGUUUCCAUUGAUCAUCCUUGAGAUGUUUCUACAACUUGAUUGGAGUCCACCUGUGGUCAAUUCAAUUGAUUGGAGAUGAUUUGGAAAGGCACACACCUGUCUAUAAGGUCCCACAGGUGACAGUGCAUGUCAGAGCAAAAACCAAGCCAUGAGGUCAAAGGAUUUGUCCGUAGAGCUCCGAGACAGGAUUGUGUCAAGGCCCAGAUCUGGGGAAGGGUACCAAAACAAUUAUGCACCAUUGAAUGUCCCCAAGAACAGUGGCCUCCAUCAUUCUUAAAUGGAAGAAGUUUGGAACCAACAACACUCUUCCUAGAGCUGGCCAAACUGAGCAAUUGGGGGAGAAGGGCCUUGGUCAGGGAGGUGACCAAGAACCUGAUGGUCACUGACAGAUGGAGAACCUUCCAGAAGGACAACCAUCUCUGCAGCACUCCACCAAUCAGGCCUUUUAUGGUAGAGUAGCCAGAUGGAAGCCACUCCUCAGUGAAAGGCACAUGACAGCCCGCUUGGAGUUUGCCAGAAGGCACCUAAAGGACUCUCAGACCAUGAGAAACAAGAUUGAACUUUUUGGCCUGAAUGCCAAGCGUCACGUCUGGAGGAAACCUGACACCAUCCCUACGGUGAAGCAUGAUGGUGGCAGCAUGCUGUGGGGAUGUUUUUCAGCGGCAGUGACUGGGAGGCUAGUCAGGAUCGAGGAAAAUAUGAACGGAGCAAAGUACAGAGAGAUCCUUGAUGAAAACCUGCUCCAGAGCGCUCAGAACCUCAGACUGGGUCGAAGGUUCACCUUCCAACAGGACAACAACCCUAAGCACACAGCCAAGACAACGCAGGAGUGGCUUCGGGACAAGUCUCUGAAUGUCCUUGAGUGGCCCAGCGAGAGCCCGGACUUGAACCCGAUCGAACAUCUCUUGAGAGACCUGAAAAUAGCUGUGCAGCGACGCUCCCCAUCCAACCUGACAGCGCUUGAGAUGAUCUGCAGAGAAGAAUGGGAGAAACUGCCCAAAUACAGGUGUGCCAAGCUUGUAGCGUCAUACCCAAGAAGACUCAAGGCUGUAAUCGCUGCCAAAGGUGUUUCAACAAAGUACUUAGUAAAGGGUCUGAAUACUUAUGUCAAUGUGAUAUUUAAUAUAUUUUAUAAUUUUUAUAAAUGGAAACAUUUUCUAAAAACCUGUUUUUGCUUUGUCAUUAUGGGGUAUUGUGUGUAGAUUGAUGAGGGGUAAAAAACAAUUUAAUCAAUUUUAGAAUAAGGCUGUAACGUAACAAAAGGUGGAAAAAGUCAAGGGUUCUGAAUUCUUUCCGAAUGACCAGUAUGUUGUGAUUUAACAAAAUGUUAACAUUUCCAGUUUUUUAGAUGAGCUAUGUCAUCAUGCAAAACAUAUCUAUGGAAGCCUCUGUGAACUACUGCACUACACCAAUUCCAUGUUCUAAACAGAGGGCUGACUUCGGUUUUAGUCUGAAAACUGAUGUGUCUAUCCGCCUUCUCAGAGGCCAAGCCAACAACCAAUGCACAGAAGGCCACUGGUAGAUCUAGUGGAGGAGGUGGAGGAGGAGGAGGUGGUGCCUCGGGCGGAGGAGGAAAAAGAUCCAGGAAGGAUGAGUCCCAUUGGUAUAGCCGGCUUCAAAAGGUGAGAAUCAACACCUAAAACCUGGGCUGAAGUUGACUUAAUAUGUUUUGGGUAUUUGGAGCAUGCUAACCAAGGUCCUACCACUCCUACCAUUGUUUUUUGCACUACUCUUAGCAUCAUGUCAAUGCUAAAGUGUUGUAAACAAACCCAACUCCAACAGGACAAUAUAGUGCGCAGAGCAAAUGAGACAACUGCACUGUUGGAGCUAGAAACACAAGCAUUUCGCUACACCCGCAAUAACAUCAGCUAAAUAUGUGUAUGUGAUCAAUAAAAUUUGAUUUGAAAACGACAGUGAAAUUGGUUGUUAUUAGUAAUUCUUCCGCAACGUGUUUAUCUUUAGGGUGACGUGCCAUGGGACGACAAGGAGUUCCGAAUGUACUUCCUGAGUGGUGCCGCGUUUUGGACCACGGUCACGUACUACUUCUUUUUACGGGAAGGCGGGAGAGAGGUCACUUGGAAAGACUUUGUCAAUAACUACCUCUCGAAAGAAGUCGUAAGUAUUCUAUUGGUAUCAUUGGUAGGAAAAUAGUGUGUAAUUUGUAACAAUGUGAGGUAUUGUGUUAGGCUAGAGGUUAGAUUUCAGUUUGCUCGAUGUGUGGAUUUGAAUCUGAUGAUUUGUCCACUUCUUCUGUUGACCAUCUCACAUUCAGUGACUUCAAUUUUGAUAUUUUUUUCUCUCUAGGUUGACAGAUUGGAGGUAGUAAACAAGCGUUAUGUGAAAGUGGUAUUUACACCCGGAAAGACUCCAGUUGAUGGAGUAAGUUAUAAAUAUUUGUACCCCGUGGAAUUUUUUAUAUAUAUUUUUUAUAUUCAUGUGUUCGCUUCCUUAACUUGUUAGAACAAACUUAGUAAUGAGUGGUUUGUAAAAAAAUUUUGUACCCAGCAAUACGUGUGGUUCAACAUCGGCAGCGUGGACACGUUUGAGCGGAACCUAGAGACAGCUCAGUAUGAGAUGGGUAUCGAGGGGGAGAACCGUCUGCCAGUGGUGUACUCCGCUGAAAGCGACGGGUAUGUUGGACAUUAGACCUUUAGUAUGAGAUGCUCCCAAAGUGGCCCAGUAGCACAUCUCUCUUCCCCCCCCCACCUCAGGUCGUUCCUUCUCAGCAUGCUGCCCACCGUGCUCAUCAUCGGCUUCCUGCUCUUCAUGCUGAGGCGGGGGCCAGCGGGAGCGGGCCGACCGGGCGGCCGGGGCAUGGGCGGACUAUUCAGUGUCAGCGAGACCACGGCCAAGGUGCUGCGUGACGAGAUCGACGUUAAGUUCAAGGACGUGGCGGGCUGCGAGGAGGCCAAGCUGGAGAUCAUGGAGUUUGUCAACUUCCUCAAGAACCCCAAGCAGUACCAGGACCUGGGCGCCAAGAUCCCCAAGGUGAGCCGACAGGAGAGAACUUUGUUUAUAAGCAUAAACAAUAUGUAUGAGCAUUUUAUGAAAAUUCCACUUAGCCUAUCAUAGGGCCAGGUGGAGCUACCAUCAUAUUGCCUAUAGAUAUCAUUAAAAAAAAAAUCAGAUCUCUUCAGGGGAUAGGGACAGGAGGUUAUUUCUGGGAGUAAGUCAGUAAUGAGCAUGUUCCAUAGCGUUGAUAUGUUAUAGCAAUCUUCUGGGAUGCACAGCAAUCAUGACUGCAAAAACCAACAACCUGGAACACCACCAAAGUCAUACUCUUCUCUGUCACAGGGGGCCAUCCUGACGGGACCCCCUGGCACAGGGAAGACCCUGCUGGCCAAGGCCACUGCCGGAGAGGCCGACGUCCCCUUUAUCACCGUCAACGGCUCAGAGUUCCUGGAGAUGUUUGUGGGUGUGGGCCCCGCCAGGGUAAGUGGCAACACUGGAUCUUGGUGUCAGUAUUUGUGUCUUAGUGUGAUGCACUUCGGGUUGAUGGACAUUUCUGAUUGAUUGCGCAACGUAUUGUUCAUUUCGUCAACUGAACCUUUUUUUUCAGUCAAAGCUUAACUGUGUUCCAAUGCUCUUUCAUUUGGAAAUCCACCUGACAAAGGGAAAGUACAGCUAUCCAAUUCUUUCACAUCUACUGUACAUGAAGUGCCCUGCCCUGUCGUCCUCUCCUGUCAGCCCUGCCAAGUAGAGCCCUGCAUCUGUCAGCCCUGCCAAGUAGAGCCCUUCCCUGUCAGCUCUGCCAAGUAGAGCCCUUUCCCUGUCAGCUCUGCCAAGUAGAGCCCUUCCCUGCCAACUCUGCCAAGGAGAGCCCUUCCCUGUCAGCCCUGCCAAGUAGAGCCCUUUCCCUGUCAGCCCUGCCAAGUAGAGCACUUCCCUGUCAGCCCUGCCAAGUAGAGCCCUUCCCUGUCAGCUCUGCCAAGUAGAGCCCUUUCCUGUCAGCCCUGCCAAGUAGAGCCCUUCCCUGUCAGCCCUGCCAAGUAGAGCCCUUUCCUGUCAGCCCUGCCAAGUAGAGCCCUUCCCUGUCAGCUCUGCCAAGGAGAGCCCUGCCAAAUAGAGCCCUGUCCUAAUGUCCAGCUGACAUUCUUACUCACAAUUCUUGACAGUUGCGUCUUGCUCUCGAUUGAAAGAUUGCUGAACCAGGACUCCAGUUUAAAAGUAAUGUCAGAGAUAUGUGAUAGGCAUGGGCAGUAUCCAGAUUGUCAUACCUUCAUACCGACCUUGUGCCGUCCCGGUUUAUUGGGUAAUAUCAUCACUGAACACAAGGGGCGCUAUUUUUAAUCCGAAGGUUAGCAAUGCAAACAAGUACAUGUAAAAUACCAUAGCGAAUGCUAGCUAAAUGCUAACAAACACAUGCAAACAUUUUAUACAGUCUCUUACAAACUAUUUGCAGGACAGACAUCCCAGCACAUAAAGUUAUAGAAGUAACUAAAAAAAUGCUACAGUUUGCUGCACGCAUAAAACAAAUAUUAGACAGUAUGGCUCUUGAUCCAGGAGGGGAUUCUCUGCUGUUACCAAUAGAGGAUCUUGAUUGCAGGAAGCUAACCACUUAGCUAGAUAACUAGCUGCUAAGUUAGCAAACCAAAUACACAACUGCAGAGCAUCUAGCACAUAUCUAGCUGGCAAACAUUUAGUUAUGAAUUCCAUACUGUAACUAGAUAACCUGGCGCAUGCUGCACAAUGGUGAGUGACUCACCAGGCUCCGGUCUCUCGUCGUUGUGCACUUGUAAAUAAGCAAUAAAAAGUAGCUACAAAUAUUAAGAUUUAUUAAACAUUAAAGAAAUAGUUUCAACAGUAUUGAAAAAACAUCCCGUGGCUAUUUCCAAAUACCCCGGUAUACGGUAUAUAUACGGUGUACCGCCCAAUCCUAAUGUAUGCCGGGUUUUAUUCUCUCCCUGCUUUGUGCUCUCCAGGUCCGAGAUCUGUUUGUCAUGGCCCGUAAGAACGCCCCUUGCAUCCUCUUCAUCGACGAGAUUGACGCCGUGGGGCGCAAGCGAGGCAGAGGGAACUUUGGUGGCCAGAGUGAGCAGGAAAACACCCUCAAUCAGCUGCUGGUCGAGAUGGAUGGUGUGUAUCGCUCAAGGCUCUGCAAAAAUGAAUAGUUCAUCAUCAAAUCCAGCUGAAAUUGCCAUGACUGGGGCAAUAAAUGCCCCAGAAAAAUACGUAGUCCACUCAUUUUUGCGAGGGCUGUCUCUACACAGGCCGCCGCAGUAGGGACGGGCACGGUUAUUCAAAUAUCCGAAUGGACGUUAGUAUUCGAUUACUUGGGAGAGUAUUCAUUUUUGAGAAAGAGAAAAUAGGAAAUGAAGUGGGAGAUUUUUAAUCAAUGCAAAAUGGAAUUCAAAUUACGGAAUGAAGUUGGUGAAAUGAGGAGUGGGCUACAAUGAUCAACCAACAGGCAGGCUGUUGUUUCAUAUGAAUGGAGUUGUUGUAGACAUUGGACAGGGAGCGCAUCAAUUAGCCAUGCUACUUUAGCUAGCUAGCUGGCAACUGUAGCUAGCCAGCUAGCUUCUUUUACAACGAUUUGAUGCAGUCAAGACAGGCACUACCAGAUGGUAGGAUUGAUAACCUAUGGCAGCAACAAGUUUGUCUAACUAGCGAGAUUCGGUUUGGCUACUCCUCCGUGCCCCACACAUAUACACUGUAAGAGUGCAAUGCGCCGUCUCGCUCUCGCGAGUUGCGUGAGCAGAGUCUCCAUUGAAGUUAGAAAAAUAUAUACAACAUCCUUUAAAACACAUGUAUUCCGACUAUCCGAAAAAAAAAAAUGCUAUUCGAAUACUGAAAUCAUUUCAAAUGCCCAUCCCUACUCCACAGUGGUUAAAUUGGGCCAGAGCCACCCGGGGCAUCUUGGGUUAGAACGAGAGCUUGGCGUAGCCGGGCUUUAGCACCAAAGAGAAAAAUAAAUAGCCUAAUUUAUUAAUAUCUUCUAAACUAAUGACGACUCCUUGACUUUUAAAUCUUUAAAAUAGCGACACUGUAGCCCACAACCCAACAAUGCCGUUAUUAAACGAUAUCAUAACCAACCAUUUGGUGGGAGUAGAGGGAAGUUGGAGGUAUCCAUGCGCUUGUAUGUCUGUGACCUGAUGUAUAGGAGUGAUCAUAAAAGUUGUUUAUUUGCACUUUUACUUUUUGGGGGUUUAUUGCAGAACACCAGUUAUGCCCAAUGUUGACUCUAAUGUAUGUAUUUUCGGAGAUUGAAAUGAUCAUUAGACCAGUGUUUCUUAAUCCUGGUCCAGCAGACCCAAAGGGGUUGACAUUAUAUAUAUUUUUUGCCCUAGCACUACACACCUGAUUCCGCUAAUCAAAGGUUUGAUAGUUGAUUCAGUGUUUCCCCUAGGGGGGACUUGGUAUUGGGCGUGGUCAAUUGCACGGUCUCCGAUCGACGUUUUUAACGGCCGCCGUCUUGGCCGCAGAGACAACAUUUUUUCGGUUGAAUGCUAAUUUUCUGCAAUUCUACACCUUUUCAUGGGCUGAGAGGAAAAAAACGUCAGUUUUAAAGCUACUUUCCUGCAAUUCUCUGUGUUCUUAUGCCAUCUGAGUGACUCAAACAUUAUUACAAAAUAAAUGGGGGCCCCAUGCCAAAUUUUAGGUUCUCUCUCUAAAUGUAUUUUUGUUCUCUAAAUAUAUAUAUAUAUUUUGUAUAGCUUGUUUAUCUUUUCUACAUACUUUUAGUUUUAAGUUUACACCAACCACGUUUACGUCCACAGUUUGGUGUCCAUUUGGUGGAAACACCAAUGCACAAAUUGUCUUUAUGCGGAUUCUAGAAUAUUCUGUGUGUGUCCCCCCCCCCCCCCCCCCCCCCUAUAUUUCUUGGAGUGGCGGCCCGCUACUGCUAAAUGAAUAUAGGGGAAACACUGUGAUAAUGGAAUCAGGUGUGUGGUGCUAGGGUAAAAACUAAAAUCUGCACCCCUUUGGUUCCCCCAGGACCAGGAAUAAUAAAAAAAAAAACACUGAUUUAGACAGAAUCCAUAUAACACUGUCGCCUACAUUUUUUUUUUUUUUUUCUCUGUUUCCAGGGUUCAACACAGCGACCAAUGUAGUAGUGCUAGCCGGUACCAACAGACCUGACAUCCUGGACCCUGCACUGAUGAGGCCCGGACGCUUUGACAGACAGAUUUACAUUGGUACAAGCCCAUCGUUUUUUGUUUUUAAUCAUAUGCCCUCCCCUGACUGCUAGGGUUUCCUCCUGUUCUGGAUUAAUGUAGUUGUUGGAUAUGGUAAAGAAAAAUAUGAAUCCACUGUAAUACAGGAAAAUUGGGUCAACCUUUAGUUGAUGCUGAAAGGAAUGACCAAGUUAGGAAACUGUAAAAAUCUUUUGAACAUUGGUAACAUUUUGUUUUCGCAGGUCAUCCUGACAUUAAAGGCAGAUCGUCCAUAUUUAAGGUGCACUUGAGGCCUUUGAAAAUGGAUGCAGAGAUGGACAAAGAAGCUCUCGCCAGGAAAAUGGCUGCCCUCACCCCGGGCUUCUCAGGUGGGUAUUUGAGGCACACUGGGGAUGCCAUCCUAGACAAUGGUGUCAAAACUGCCGUCAUUGUGUUUCUAUAGGCCUAGUUAAAAUGAUCACAAACUGUUAUCAUAUGUAGAAUGUCAUAUACUGCAUACCAGGGUUUCCGUUAGCUGGUAAUUGCCGAUUUAAAAAAAAAAAAAAAAAUAAUAAUAAUAAUUUAAAGCUGCAAUAGGUAAGUUUUUGGGCGACCCAACGAAAUUCAGAUAGAAAUUUGAGUUGUAGAUCUGUCAUCCUCAUUGACUUCAAGUCUUAAGAAGUGGUAGAUCUGUUCUAUGUGCACUAUUUCUAUGCUUCCUGUGCUUAAGUUUCGUUUUUUGCAUCUUACUUUCGGUAUUGUACACCAGCUGAAAAUCUAAUAUUUUUGGUUAUGGAAAAGGUAUCACAGCGGUUGAGAUGGUAAAAUGAAUCUCUACACUGUAUUUGCUUGUUUUGUCACAUCAACUGAAAUUAGGCGAACUAGUAGAAUUUUAGCAACCAGGAAAUGGCGGAGCGAUUUCUGCAUAGUGCAUCAUUAAAAGCCGAUAAAUAAAAUUGUAGCCGGCCAAAUCUUCCCGAGAUGCAUAUCAUACAACCCGAUUGCUCGCUUCAGCACCAUUCUCUCACGCCUUGCGCGCUGACUUACGUCAUGCUGUCUGUUGAGAGAGCAAGAUUGGAGCCUUGGGCAACUGUUGAUUAAGAGGAUGGGAGGCCUUUUUUAAUUGAAGUAAAACGAAAAUGUGAGAGUAAUGCCUAUAGUGAAAAGCCUACAAGGGGAAUGUCCUCCUUAUGGACAAGUUUUAAUGUUGUAGUGAACAAAGAUGGGAAGAAUGUUGGCACGGCCAAAAGCAGGCUACUGUGCAACUCUCUAUUCAGGUAGGAUGCAAUUUAUUUACUUUAUUAAUUUUUUCGUAUUUAUAAUCAUUUGUUUUAUCAUUAUUAUUGUUACUGUAUAUCAUUGUUAUUAUUGUAGGCAUAUUUAUUAAUCAAAACCAGUCUUUAAAUAUGUAAAACGUGUUUUGUUUCAUUCUGUUGACAAUUUAAUUGGCUAAAUUAAGUUUGAUCUGUCUUUUUUAAUUGUGUGCUCCGUAUUUAGUUUAAGAGGGGUUAUAAGUAGGCCUGUUGUAAAAUAAAUAUUAGCUUAUUGCUGUCAUUUGUUGGGUACGGUAGGCACUAGCCUUUCUUGGUAAUUGCUGCAAAUACAGCCUGUACAAAACUUUUGUGAAGGUUUUAUUAAACCAGUUUGCAAAUGUUUUGUUUCAUUCUGAGCCAUUUUCUUUGGGCAAAUUUAAGUUCCAACUGUGAUGUUGUGUUUGCCGCAAUAUAAUGUCCUGCUCAGAUUUUCCCUAUAAAAAAAAAUGGCUUGGCUUGGUGUUUUGGUUUGGUGUGGCUGUUAGCCUAUUAUACUGCAUGCCAAUGAAAUGAAGGCAUUGCGCACCGUCGCACCAACUGACAGUUGAACGUGAGGUGAGGAAGAAUGUUUUAGAGUUACCAGAGUUGCACCACAAUCUUACAAUAUAGUUCUUCUCUUUAUUUUAAAAAAAUAUUCUGAUUUGAAAAUUUACGAAGUAGCCUCCUUCUGUACCCCUAUAUCUGUAUAGCAGACGCCGUAGUCUGACAAGGAUAAUGAAAUGCAUGUCGGUGUCGUUAGAUAACGGAGGCGUAUCUCUCUCUUUCUCUGGGGCUAGGCCUAAGCUUCUCUUCCUUUUUAUAUGAAUUUGUUAUAAAUAUUAAUAUCAUACAGUGGACUCCUAAGCCUUUAGGGCUACGCAUGCAAUGCCUUGCUGCAUUUAGUGCUCAAAUCUCCCGACAGCUGAACCAUGAGGUGGACAAUUAUUAUUUUAGGAAAGUAAAAACCAAUAAAACAAUAGGCUAGAAAGUUUUGUAAUGCUGCACAUCGAAACACAAAGAAUAGUGUUUUUGUUAUAGGCUGUUUUUAAGGACACGUAAUUAUCCCUCGUUUAUUGAUGGCGCUGGCUGCGUGGAUGGACCCCCUAAUGGAUUACGGAUCCAAUGCAUAUGGGAUGACCAGCACAUUUCUCAAAUGUCAGAUAAAUUAAAAUCUUCCCGGUCACUUGUCUGGCGAAAACCCUGCUGCUUACAUACUGUAUGACGUAGCAUUUUCCCUGUACAUUUUCAUAUUGAUAUUUGUAUAAAAAAAUAAAAUACAAAUUUGACUGAAGCAGUUUACUUACACUUAUUUUGGAAGGUUUUUCUUACAAUGUUCAUAUUAUUAUACAUAUAUUUUUUUGCCUUUUAAUUUUAAAAAUGCUCGUUGAAAACUGCUCUGGAUGAGGCUAAACUAUAUUUAUAAAAAAUAAAUAAUUAUAAUUAUAUUCUGCUUUGUUAGGUGCUGAUAUUGCCAAUGUGUGCAACGAAGCCGCCCUGAUUGCUGCUCGCCACCUAGCGGACUCCAUCAACCACAAGCACUUUGAGCAGGCCAUUGAACGUGUGAUCGGAGGUGAGCACAAGCACGUACAGUUGAAGUCGGAAGUUUACAUACGCUUAGGUUGGAGUCAUUAAAACUCAUUUUUCAACCACUCCACAAUGUAUUUUAUACAUUGUAGAAUAAUUAUGAAGACAUCAAAACUAUGAAAUAACACAUGGAAUCAUGUAGUAACCAAAAAAGUGUUAAACAAAUCAAAAUAUAUUUUAUAUUUGAGAUUCUUCAAAUAGCCACCAUUUGCCGUGAUGACAGCUUUGCACACUCUUGGCAUUCUCUCAACCAGCUUUACCUGGAAUGCUUUUCCAACAGUCUUGAAGGAGUUCCCAAAUAUGCUGAGCACUUGUUGGCUGCUUUUGCUUCACUCUGCGGUCCAACUCAUCCCAAACCAUCUCAAUUGGGUUGAGGUUGGGUGAUUGUGGAGGCCAGGUCAUCUGAUGCAGCACUCCAUCACAUCCUUCUUGGAAAAUAGCCCUUACACAGCCUGGAGGUGUGUUGGGUCAUUGUCCUGUUGAAAAACAAAUGAUAGUCCCACUAAGCCCAAGCAAGUCUAUUCUUCUUAUUGGUGUCCUUUAGUAGUGGUUUCUUUGCAUCAAUUCGACCAAUGACGUAAAUGUAAAUGUAAUUCACACAGACUCCUCUGAACAGUUGAUGUUGAGAUGUGUCUGUUACUUGAACUUUGUGAAGCAUUUAUUUGGGCUGCAAUUUCUGAGGCUGGUAACUCUAAUGAACGUAUCUUCUGCAGCAGAGGUAACUCUGGGUCUUCCAUUCCUGUGGCGGUCCUCGUGAGAGCCAGUUUAAUCAUAGCGCUUGAUGGUUUUUGCGACUGCACUUGAAGAAACUUUCAAAGUUCUUGAAAUGUUCCGUAUUGACUGACAUUCAUGUCUUUUAAAGUAAUGAUGGACUGUCGUUUCUCUUUGCUUAUUUGAGCUGUGCUUGCCAUAAAAUGGACUUGGUCCUUUACCAAAUAGGGCUAUCUUCUGUAUACCCCCCCAACUUUGUCACAACACAACUGAUUGGCUCAAACGCAUUAAGAAGGAAAGAAAUUCCACAAAUUAACUUUUAAGAAGUCACACCUGUUAAUUGAAAUACAUUCCAGGUGACUACCUCAUGAAGCUGGUUGAGAGAAUGCCAAUAGUGUGCAAAGCUGUCAUCAAGACAAAGGGUGGCUAGUAUUUUGAAGAAUCUCAAAUAUAAAAUAUAUUUUGAUUUGUUUAACGCUUCUUUGGUUACUACAUGAUUCCAUAUGUGUUAUUUCAUAGUUUUGAUGUCUUCACUAUUAUUCUACAAUGUAGAACAUAGUAAAAGUAAAGAAAAACCGUUGAAUUAGUAGGUGUUGUACAACUUUUGACCGGUAGUGUACGUACACAAAUGGACACAUACUGAUUUUUGGCAUUUUUCCUAUUUUGUUGCCUUACAACCUGGAAUUAAAAUGAAUUUUUUGGGGGUUUGUAUCAUUUGAAUUACACAACAUGCCUACCACGUUGAAGAUGCAAAAUAUUUUUUAUUGUAAAGCAAACAAGAAAAAGACAAAAAAAACAGAACUUGAGCGUGCAUAACUAUUCACCCCCCCAAAGUCAAUACAUUGUAGAACCACCUUUUGCAGCAAUUACAGCUGCAAGUCUCUUGGGGUAUGUCUCGAUAAGCUUGGCAUAUCUAGCCACUGGGAUUUUUGCCCAUUCUUCAAGGCAAAACUGCUCCAGCUCCUUCAAGUUGGAUGGGUUCCGCUGGUGUACAGCAAUAUUUAAGUCAUACCACAGAUUCUCAAUUGGAUUGAGGUCUGGGCUUUGACUAGGCCAUUCCAAGACAUUUAAAUGUUUCCCCUUAAACCACUCGAGUGUUGCUUUAGCAGUAUGCUUAGGGUCAUUGUCCUGCUGGAAGGUGAACCUCAGUCCCAGUCUCAAAUCUCUGGAAGACUGAAACAGGUUUCCCUCAAGGAUUUCCCUGUAUUUAGCGCCAUACAUCAUUCCUUCAGUUCUGACCAGUUUCCCAGUCCCUGCCGAUGGAAAAACAUCCCCACAGCAUGAUGCUGCCACCACCAUGCUUCACUGUGGGGAUGGUGUUCUCGGGGUGAUGAGAGGUGUUGGGUUUGCGCCAGACAUAGCGAUUUCCUUGAUGGCCAAAAAGCUCAAUUUUAGUGUCAUCUGACCAGCGUACCUUCUUCCAUAUGUUUGGGGAGUCUCCCACAUGCCUUUUGGCGAACACCAAACGUGUUUGCUUAAUUUUUUUCUUUAAGCAAUGGCUUUUUUCUGCCCACUCUUCUGUAAAGCCCAGCUCUGUGGAGUGUAUGGCUUAAAGUGUUCCUAUGGACAGAUACUCCAAUCUCCGCUGUGGAGCUUUGCAGCUCCUUCAGGGUUAUCUUUGGUCUCUUUGUUGCCUCUCUGAUUAAUGCCCUCCUUGCCUGGUCCGUGAGUUUUGUUGGGCGGCCCUCUCUUGGCAGGUUUGUUGUGGUGCCAUAUUCUUUCCAUGUUUUAAUAAUGGAUUUAAUGGUCCUCCGUGGGAUGUUCAAAGUUUCUGAUAUUUUUUUAUAACCCAACCCAGAUCUGUGUACUUCUCCACAACUUUGUCCCUGACCUGUUUGGAGAGCUCCUUGGUCUUCAUGGUGCUGCUUGCUUGGUGGUGGGGCCUUUCAGAACAGGUGUAUAUAUACUGAGAUCAUGUGACAGAUCAUGUGACACUUAGAUUGCACACAGGUGGACUUUAUUGAACUAAUUAUGUGACUUCUGAAGGUAAUUGGUUGCACCAGAUCUUACUUAGGGGCUUCAUAGCAAAGGGGGUGAAUACAUAUGCACGCACCUCUUUUCCGUUAUUUAUUUUUUAGAAUUUCUUGAAACAAGUUAUUUUUUUAAUUUCACUUCACCAAUUUGGACUAUUUUGUGUAUGUCCAUUACAUUAAAUCCAAAUAAAAAUCAAUUUAAAUUACAGGUUGUAAUGCAACAAAAUAGGAAAAAUGCCAAGACGGAUUAAUACUUUUGCAAGGCACUUUAUGUAUUGGCUACUUACAAGCUGUGUUGUCAAGACCAGCAAACCGUAGAGAUGUAAGGAACUCUUAUGUGAGUACUCUUGUCAAUUGUAAUGUCAAUUACAUUUCACCUGAAAUUGAUUAAACUGAAAUGUAUUCCAAUCAAUAUGCUCAAAUUGAACUGGUGUGGCUUGAUACUCUCUGCUGGACUUUUUACAGAGCAACAAAGAUCAAACGUCAUACAUCGAUUACUCACGCCUUCCCUUCUGUUCUGCCUCCUUCAUUCAACCUAGCUAUAUAAAUUGGGUACCUGCUUUGUCAUGCAGAUUGUUUCGAUAGUCGCACAGAUCUGUCAACUCCUUUCUGUUGUUGAAUGUCCAGGUCUGGAGAAGAAGACUCAGGUCCUGCAGCCUGAGGAGAAGACGACUGUAGCUUACCACGAGGCAGGGCAUGCUGUGGCAGGCUGGUACCUGGAGCACGCUGACCCUCUGCUUAAGGUAGAUCCUAGUCACUACCAACAUUCUACCUACCACUCUAUAUUGGUAGACCCUAGUCACUACCAACAUUCUAUACGGGUAGACCCUAGUCACUACCAACAUUCUACCUACCACUCUAUAUUGGUAGACCCUAGUUACUACCAACAUUCUACCUACCACUCUAUACGGGUAGACCCUAGUCACUACCAACAUUCUACCUACCACUCUAUAUUGGUAGACCCUAGUCACUACCAACAUUCUACCUACCACUCUAUAUUGGUAGACCCUAGUCACUACCAACAUUCUACCUACCACUCUAUAUUGGUAGACCCUAGUCACUACCAACAUUCUAUACGGGUAGACCCUAGUCACUACCAACAUUCUACCUACCACUCUAUAUUGGUAGACCCUAGUCACUACCAACAUUCUACCUACCACUCUAUAUGGGUAGACCCUAGUCACUACCAACAUUCUAUACGGGUAGACCCUAGUCACUACCAACAUUCUACCUACCACUCUAUAUUGGUAGACCCUAGUCACUACCAACAUUCUACCUACCACUCUAUAUGGGUAGACCCUAGUCACUACCAACAUUCUAUACGGGUAGACCCUAGUCACUACCAACAUUCUACCUACCACUCUAUAUUGGUAGACCCUAGUCACUACCAACAUUCUACCUACCACUCUAUAUGGGUAGACCCUAGUCACUACCAACAUUCUACCUACUACUCUAUAUUGGUAGACCCUAGUCACUACCAACAUUCUAUACGGGUAGACCCUAGUCACUACCAACAUUCUACCUACCACUCUAUAUUGGUAGACCCUAGUCACUACCAACAUUCUACCUACCACUCUAUACGGGUAGACCCUAGUCACUACCAACAUUCUACCUACUACUCUAUAUUGGUAGACCCUAGUCACUACCAACAUUCUACCUACCACUCUAUUGGUAGACCCUAGUCACUACCAAAAUUCUACCUACCACUCUAUACGGGUAGACCCUAGUCACUACCAACAUUAUACCUACCACUCUAUAUGGGUAGACCCUAGUCACUACCAACAUUCUACCUACCACUCUAUAUGGGUAGACCCUAGUCACUACCAACAUUCUACCUACCACUCUAUAUUGGUAGACCCUAGUCACUACCAACAUUCUACCUACCACUCUAUAUGGGUAGACCCUAGUCACUACCAACAUUCUACCUACCACUCUAUACGGGUAGACCCUAGUCACUACCAACAUUCUACCUACCACUCUAUACGGGUAGACCCUAGUCACUACCAACAUUCUACCUACCACUCUAUACGGGUAGACCCUAGUCACUACCAACAUUCUACCUACCACUCUAUACGGGUAGACCCUAGUCACUACCAACAUUCUACCUACCACUCUAUACGGGUAGACCCUAGUCACUACCAACAUUCUACCUACCACUCUAUACGGGUAGACCCUAGUCACUACCAACAUUCUACCUACCACUCUAUACGGGUAGACCCUAGUCACUACCAACAUUCUACCUACCACUCUAUACGGGUAGACCCUAGUCACUACCAACAUUCUACCUACCACUCUAUACGGGUAGACCCUAGUCACUACCAACAUUCUACCUACCACUCUAUAUGGGUAGACCCCAGGCUGAUCGUUGUUUUGACCCAGUCGUUAAUGCUAAUCAUUCUAUUCAUUCAACGUUUUAUAUGCUAAACAAAUCAUUAGCAUGUACCUAGCUAGCAGAGAUUCACUGAGGAUGAGCGACAAGAACGUUCAUUAUUUAAUACAUCUACAAUAGGCCGCACUGCGCUGGUUAAUUAAUGGAAUUCUGAGUGUUUACGGUUUCCGUGGUGAAUUAUUAGUUUUACGUUCAUUCUUGGGCUACUGGCACGGGAGAUGUUUAAUUUGACAAAUGUGAUAUUGUUACACAGGUCGUAGAGGCAGACGGGUAGAUCUAUACAAACCCCAACUGUUGCAAACCAAAUGGUGGCAUGGACAAAUAAUGUGUAGAUAUUUUCCCCCCGAGAGAGAUUAAGUUUAUGAAUUUCCUGCCUGGGGGACAGUGGAAUUAUGACAUUAAUACGUCAUGGUAUUUUGCGGGAGGAGUUGUCCCACUAAACCUAACCCACCAUCCAGGAUCCAAACAACCUGUUUUAUAAUAUUAACGCUAUACAUUUAUUUACAUUUUAGUCAUUUAGCAGACGCUCUUAUCCAGAGCGACUUACAUGAGCAAUUAGGGUUAAGUGCCUUGCUUAAGGGCACAUCGACAGAUUUUUCACCUAGUCGGCUCGGGGAUUAGAACCAGCGACCUUUCGGUUACUGGCACAACGCUCUUACCCACUAAGCUACCUGCCGCCCUGUACUGGACUGUAGUGGUCUUUAACCAUGCAUUCUUAGGAAAAGUGUUAUGUUAAUAUUGGCGGUUUUGUAAAGCAUUAGUCUGACUAGGUCUAGAGAAUAUAUGCAUACUUUGCAACAUAUUAAAGUGAUAGUUCACUUUCUUUCUUUUGAUGUUUUAGGCAAUAACAUACGAUUUUAAUACUGGUUGACCAAUAACUGCCCGGCUCUACUUACCUCAAUCUGCGUAAUACAUUUUACACGAGGGACAUUUGCCCAUUGUCUAGUUGUCCCAUCUGUCUGGCUCAACUUACCUCUGAAUCUGCGUCAUCUCUUGACACGUCUGACAUUUUGUCCUCUCUCCAGGUAUCCAUCAUCCCCAGGGGCAAAGGGUUGGGCUACGCCCAGUACCUGCCCAAGGAGCAGUACCUAUAUACGAAGGAGCAGCUGUUGGACAGGAUGUGCAUGACGCUGGGUGGCCGCGUGUCCGAGGAGAUCUUCUUCGGCCGCAUCACCACGGGGGCCCAGGACGACCUCAGGAAGGUCACCCAGAGCGCGUACGCCCAGGUCCGUCUCCCCCCCCCACACCCCCACCCCCACCCCAACCACACCACCAGAUUUAUUAGCAUUUUAUUGGAGUUUUUCUUUGUGUUUCACUGGGCUAGUACACAAUUGGGUUUUUGGUUAUGAUCGGGUAAGACGGUUGUACUAAUCUCAUGAAGGUGUAUAUAUAUGUCACAUUCCAGUUAUUUAUUUAUUUUAAAGUAGAGUGGAUUAUCACUCUUUUUGUAAUAUUUACAUAUGACAUAUUUGCGUUUUAUUGAGACAGUAAUGAAAAGAGAUGGAGAGACAUUCAAGUGGGAGAGUCGGUGAGAGGGGAGGACCUGAGGCUUGAACUCAAGUUUCCGGCGGGGAGAAGCAUACACUGAGUGUACAAAACAUUAGGAACACCUGGUCUUUCCAUGACAGACUGACCAGGUGAAUCCAGGAUGAAAGCUAUGAUCCCUUAUUGAUGUCACCUGUUAAAUCCACUUCAAUCAAUGUAGGUGAAGGGGAGGAGACAUGGUUAAAGAAGGGUUUUUAAGCCUUGAGACAUGGAUUGUGUAUGUGUGCCAUUCAGAGGGUGUAUGGGCAAGACAAAAUAUUGAAAUGCCUUUUGAACGGGGUAUGAUGGUAGGUGUCAGGUGCCCCGUUUUGGAGUGUGUGAAGAACUGCAAUGCUACUGGGUUUUUCACGCUCAACAGUUUCCCCGUGUGAAUGGUCAAGAAUGGUCCACCAACUCCUUGUGUUUUGGGUUGUGUACUUGUGACGAGACCUCCAGACCAUGGUGCCUGCACAUAUUACAUGUCUUUUUUUUUAUUGAAUAUACUGACAAUCUUGCAGGCUAUCCAAUAAAGUGUUACUCUGUUUCUACUCCUUUUUUUGUCUUUACAGAUCGUGCAGUUUGGCAUGAACGACAAGGUGGGCCAGGUGUCCUUCGACUUGCCCCGGCAAGGCGAGAUGACCCUCGAGAAGCCAUACAGCGAGGCCACGGCUCGCCUCAUCGACACGGAGGUACGCAAUCUCAUCCGAGAGGCCUACGAGCGCACUCACACUCUACUGGCCGAGAAGAAAGCCGACGUGGAGAAGGUACGUGUGGGAGAGGGAGGGAGUGGUGGUAUGGACACGCAGACAAGCACUUACUCACAGGCUUACACUGUUUCACUCAUACAGACACACAAGUAAAACCUAAGCCGAAAUGUAAUACAUUUACCUUCAAUGGUUGCCUGGUCAGGUGGCGCAGCGUCUGCUGGAGAAGGAAGUCCUGGACAAGAAGGACAUGGUGGAGAUGCUGGGGAAGCGGCCGUUCGCUGAGAAGUCCACCUACGAGGAGUUUGUGGAGGGCACGGGGGGUAUGGAUGAGGACACAUCCCUGCCUGAGGGCCUGAAGGACUGGAACAAAGAGCGUGACAAGGACAAGGAGGAAAGCACAGAGGAGCAGGUAGCCCGACAGAUCUCCGGAGGGAUGCCCUUCUAACGGGGACUGCUUGGCCUCACCAAGGGUUGUUUUUUUUAGUAUGUGGCUGUACUGAGAUUAGAACAGGUUGGUGUUAGAACGGAUCCUGUGGAAGGACCUCGGUAAGCCCCGCCUAAACGUUACUUCGACUGAACCAUGCCCAGGAUCCCUCUGAUUGGUCAGUUGCGUCCUUUGCAAUGGUCAUGGGCGUAUUCAGCGAGAUGAAACAUUCUGAACGUUGCAGAUAUAAAUGUCACAGGAGUUAAAGUUCUGUCAUUGAUGAGGUUUGAGUAAAAAAAAAAUACAUG